Messenger RNA from Drosophila teissieri, 1296 nucleotides. RefSeq lists its product as uncharacterized. Gene Ontology annotation, molecular function: ligand-gated sodium channel activity. Gene Ontology annotation, biological process: sodium ion transmembrane transport. Gene Ontology annotation, cellular component: membrane. The record is from RefSeq and is a predicted model, not a curated record. The coding region runs from base 1 to 1296 and encodes 431 amino acids. The transcript is spliced from 8 exons. Lineage: Eukaryota; Metazoa; Arthropoda; Insecta; Diptera; Drosophilidae.
AUGGGUUACUGGUCGGAGACGCGGGCCUGGGUCUUCCGUGAUCCAGCCAAGCUCAUCCGCUACCUGGUGCUCUUCGCCUGCUGCAUUGUGGUCAUUGUCCAGCUGUACGAGUGCUUCGCCAAGCUCUACAACCCACCCAUCUCCACCCAUUCCUACUACAACCUGAACGAAACCAUCGAAAUGCCCGCGGUCACCAUAUGUCGGGAACCGCCCUAUAAGGAGGACGUGCUAACGCGCCUUUCCGGCGGUGCUUGUCCCCAUCCAAAAUAUGCAACCUGCUGGAUGAAAUUUCCGUUUGGAGAAAUAUCCCUGGAUGAGUUCUUUGAAAACAGUACACAUGACUUGGAGGAUACUUUUGUGUUUUACGGACUAAACGAAGACAAAAACAACGUGGUCAUGAACAGCAGUCUGCACUUUUACAUGGGUCGCUGCUUCACCCUCAGACCCAAGGAAUCCGCCAAAAGAGUAUCGAAGGAUGUAGGUUAUUCCAUAAUGCUAGAACAUUCCAUGCUGACCACUUCCACCAGCGAUGUGGACACAGGUGGUGUCGGGUGGCAUGUCUUCAUACACGAUAAGAAAGAGAAUUUCACAGAAAUCAAUAUGAAGGGCUCCGGUCGAGUGGAGUAUGUGUUUGUCAGUGUCAAUGAGGAAAUCGAGAUCAAGCUCCAAACCCAAUACUUCUCCAAUGUGCAGACCAGAGAAGAGGCGUGUUCCGAAGAUGAGGAUUACAGUGACCUAAAGUGUGGGGAACAAUGCAUCUGGCAGGAUUUAGCAGAUAAUAUGCAGUGUUCGGGACCCUGGAUGCAUGAAAUUGCCAGUGAGCCCUGCAAUGACUCAAUUUCCAUGAGAAAACUGAUAUCGGACUAUAAAGAUGUUUAUGAAAAUGAGGACGACUUUGACUGCGACUGUAUUCAGCCCUGCCAAUCGAGAAUAUACACAACCUUCAUUCAGAACCGCAAGGCCUUCAACCAACCAGAGCCCCGCACCCAAAUCUACAUAUACUACACAACCAAACUGAUAUCGAUGAUUGAAGAGCGUCCCAGCUAUGACACCACACAAUUCAUAGCCGAUGUGGGUGGCUCUCUUGGAUUUCUACUUGGCUUGUCUGUCCUGGGGUUGAUUGGAAUACUGGAACACAUGACUCUCUUUUUCUGUGGCGGAUUCAUCAAGAAGAUGCAGCAGAAGGAGCAGGCGAAGCUAGCGGCUAACUCCGAGGAUGGUGAGUCCCAAGCCAGCGAUGAGACCAUCGACAUAGCCAUUGCUUAUAAAAAGAAGGAAAAGCAACCCAAGUAUUGA